GUUGAGGACUGAUCGUCGGGAUGGCGGACACCAUGGUGGAACCAGCACUGGUGAAAAACGACCAAGCUGUGGCCCUGCACGGUAACAGCGGCCCGCUCUGUGUGAUCACAGAGGGGGUGGCGGAGGUGUCUCUCGUCAUAGACCCUGACGUGGCCCAGAAAGCUUGUCAGGAAGUGUUGGAGAAGGUCAAGCUCAUGCAUGGCUCUUCUUUGGAGAGCCUGGACAAGGUGGGUGGCAGUGAUGAGGUAGACGGCGGGGAAGUUGCCGACGGAUGCUCCCCUGUCCCACCAGGGCCAUCGGCUCCUGCCGUCACCGGCUCAAAGAUCACCGAGGAAGAUGAGUCAUUGAUGGACGUUAAUAGUGUGAAAAACGCCCGGCGAAAGCAGAAGAACAAUUCUGCCAAACAGUCUUGGCUGUUGCGGCUGUUUGAGUGCAAGUUGUUUGACGUUUCCAUGGCCAUUUCGUACCUUUACAACUCCAAGGAGCCGGGCGUCCAGGCCUACAUCGGCAACCGCCUGUUCUAUUUCCGAAACGAUGACGUGGACUUCUACCUGCCGCAGCUACUCAACAUGUACAUUCACAUGGACGAGGACGUGGGAGACGCCAUCAAGCCGUACGUGGUCCACCGCUGUCGGCAGAGCAUCAACUUCUCGCUGCAAUGUGCUUGGCUCCUGGGGGCCUACUCCUCCGACAUGCACAUCUCCACUCAGCGGCACUCACGGGGCACUAAACUGCGCAAGCUUAUCCUCUCCGAUGAGCUUAAGCCGGCGCACAAAAAACGGGAACUGGCACCACUUAGCUUGGCCCCGGACACUGGCUUAUCUCCCUCCAAGAGGACUCAUCAGAGGUCCAAGUCGGACGCGACGGUCAGCAUCAGCCUCAGCAGCAACUUGAAGCGGACGGCCAGCAAUCCGAAGGUGGAGAACGAUGAAGAGGAGCUCUCGUCCAGUUCGGAAAGUCUCGAUAGGUCCUUCUCCUCCCCGGUCCGGCUCGCUCCAGAGCGAGAGUUCAUAAAGUCCCUGAUGGCCAUUGGGAAACGUCUGGCGACUCUCCCCACCAAGGAGCAGAAGACACAGAGGCUCAUCUCUGAACUGUCCUUGCUCAACCACAAGCUGCCGGCACGCGUAUGGCUACCCACCGCCAGCUUCGACCACCAUGUGGUUCGCGUCCCUCACACUCAGGCCGUCGUGUUGAAUUCCAAGGACAAGGCACCUUAUCUGAUCUACGUGGAAGUCCUGGAGUGUGAGAACUUCGAGACCUCUGUAGUACCCAUCCGGAUCCCGGAGAACAGGAUUCGCAGCACGCGCUCCGUGGAGAACCUGCCAGACUGUGGUAUGACCCACGAGCAGAGAGCCAGCAGCUUUACUACGGUCCCAAAUUACGAUAAUGACGACGAGGCCUGGUCUGUGGAUGACAUCGGAGAGCUACAGGUGGAGCUGCCUGAACUCCACACCAACAGCUGUGACAACAUUUCCCAAUUCUCUGUGGACAGCAUAACCAGCCAGGAGAGCAAGGAGCCGGUGUUCAUAGCUGCCGGCGACAUCCGGAGGCGUCUGUCGGAGCAGCUGGCGCAUACACCCACCACCUUCCGACGGGAUCCGGAAGACCCCUCUGCUGUAGCCCUAAAGGAGCCAUGGCAAGAGAAAGUCAGGAGGAUCAGAGAAGGCUCCCCGUACGGUCACUUUCCAAACUGGAGGCUCCUGUCAGUCAUCGUCAAAUGUGGGGACGACCUGCGCCAGGAGCUGCUGGCCUACCAGGUCCUCAAACAGCUGCAGUCCGUCUGGGAAAGCGAGCGCGUCCCGCUGUGGAUCCGGCCCUACAAGAUCCUGGUGAUUUCGGCGGACAGUGGGAUGAUCGAGCCGGUGGUAAAUACGGUGUCCAUACACCAGGUGAAGAAGCAGUCGCAGCUCUCCCUGCUGGAUUACUUCGUCCAGGAGCACGGCAGCUACACCACCGAGGCGUUCCUCACGGCGCAGCGCAACUUCGUGCAGAGCUGUGCCGGGUACUGCCUGGUCUGCUACCUGCUGCAGGUGAAGGACAGGCACAACGGGAACAUCCUGCUGGACUCCGAGGGGCACAUCAUACACAUAGACUUCGGCUUCAUCCUGUCCAGCUCCCCCCGGAACCUUGGCUUCGAGACGUCUGCCUUCAAGCUGACGUCUGAGUUUGUGGACGUGAUGGGAGGUCUGAACGGCGACAUGUUUAAUUACUACAAGAUGCUGAUGCUGCAGGGACUGAUCGCUGCUCGCAAACACAUGGACAGGGUGGUCCAGGUCGUGGAGAUCAUGCAGCAAGGCUCGCAGCUGCCAUGCUUCCACGGCUCCAGCACCAUACGCAACCUCAAGGAACGGUUCCACAUGAACAUGACGGAGGAACAGCUCCAGGUCCUGGUGGAUCAGAUGGUGGACGGCAGCAUGAGAUCCAUUACCACCAAGCUCUACGACGGCUUCCAGUACCUGACCAACGGCAUCAUGUGAGCGGGGGGCCGCCGUCUGACCGGGACGGCUUACCCCCUGCUCCGGCGCAGAGACUCGGAAGGACACGCUCUCACCAAACUUUAUUUUCAUGACAGAUGGCAGAGAAGGGACAAUUUGUGGCCCCGUGGAGACAUUUCUAACCAUUUGGGGCUUCGCGGGGCUGACCUCAUGGGGUCAAAGCCCCUCAUUCAGUAUUUCCGCUAAAAUCAGUGUUCAGCGCGUCCAAAAAAACUCUCCCCACCGGACAGGUUUUUGUUUUUUUAUCCUCUGCCCUUGGUCGGAGAGGCACAAUUAUUCCCGCUCGUGGAUCUCUCCAUUUGCGUUAAGAGAUUGCAAGUUGAAUUUGGGGUCCAGGAGAUGGAGGGGCUGCGCGACUGUCUGCUACAUGGGUGGCCACCUGGAGAACGAGCCGCGGGGUUCUGCGGCCAUUAAAAACUGUCCAUUAAUACCCCUACUUUAUUGCCCCCUCCAUUACUUUCCCUGCUAGCCAGUGUAUCACUUGUUCACUUCUCU
Molecule: messenger RNA, 2990 nt
Organism: Spea bombifrons (plains spadefoot toad)
Lineage: Eukaryota; Metazoa; Chordata; Amphibia; Anura; Pelobatidae
Gene: PI4KB
Product: phosphatidylinositol 4-kinase beta
Exons: 11
Coding region: 21-2477 (818 amino acids)
Biological process (GO): phosphatidylinositol-mediated signaling; phosphatidylinositol phosphate biosynthetic process
Cellular component (GO): cytoplasm; membrane
Molecular function (GO): 1-phosphatidylinositol 4-kinase activity
Source: RefSeq, a predicted model, not a curated record